GCCGCGUCGUCGUCCGCCUCGUCAUCGUCGUCCACCGCCUCCACCUCCAGGACACCCUCCCUGGCCUUAAGCAGCUGCUAUUCACCGGUGGCGGCAGCGGCGCAGAGCUCGCUCUACAGCGCCCCCUGCAGUCAGGGCGUCAACACAACCAGCAGCGCGGGAAGCGCGGCCUCGCCAGCGGGCGGAGGCACCAGCACUGGCAGCAGUUACCACUGCAACUUGCAGGCCAUGAGCCUCUACGCGGCAGCGGCGGCUGCUGCUGCAGCCGCCGCCGCAGGGGGAGGGACGGGGGGCACCAGCGGAGGGGAUCGGAGCGGCGGGGGCCACCUGGGCAGUAGCCCCGUCGAGCAGGACCCUCUGCCCGAGUACAGCCUGGCGGCCAGCAGCAGCAGCAGCGCGUCUUCCCUCAGCUUGAGCCCUCAGGAGGGGCACCCUCAAGGCGGCGGCCGCUUGGCCUCUUGGUACCUCAACCAAGCCUCGGCAGUGGGAGACCUGACCCAUUUGGCCCCGGCCUCGGCCGCAGCCCCGUCGGCCUCCCCCGCGUCGGCGGGCUACCCCGGCCAGCAGCAGAACUUCCACGCCGUAAGGGAAAUGUUCGAGUCCUCGCAGCGGCUGGGUUUGAACAACUCUCCCGGCAAUGGGGGCGGCGCGGCCAGCAGCUGCCAAAUGGCCUUUCCCGCCAGCCAAACCCUUUAUCGCCCUUCAGGCGCCUUCGUCUACGACUGCAGCAAGUUUUGACCGAAAGGAGCGGGAAGGGAGCGAGCCGCCGCCCGACCCGGCGGCCGCGCUCAGAAGGGAGGCCAAAGGAGCGGAGUGGCUA
Molecule: messenger RNA, 820 nt
Organism: Python bivittatus (Burmese python)
Lineage: Eukaryota; Metazoa; Chordata; Lepidosauria; Squamata; Pythonidae
Gene: FOXC1
Product: forkhead box C1
Biological process (GO): cell differentiation; regulation of transcription by RNA polymerase II; anatomical structure morphogenesis
Molecular function (GO): RNA polymerase II cis-regulatory region sequence-specific DNA binding; DNA-binding transcription factor activity, RNA polymerase II-specific
Source: RefSeq, a predicted model, not a curated record